AUGUCUGACGCCCCUGACACCACCUUCUCUGCUGGCGAGUCUAAGCUGUUGAUCAGCAUCAUCAAGAACUUGACUGGUAACCUUGAGUCCGACUGGGACGCCGUCGCCGCCGAACUGAACUACAAAGAUGCCGCCAUCGCCCGCACCCGCUGGAACCAGAUCCGCCGCAAGAAGAUUACGGGCCCUGCUUCCGCUUCCUCCUCCACCACUACUGCCAAGAAGACUGGUGCUAAGAAAGGCGCCGCCAAGAAGGGCAAGAAAGCCGCUUCUGAGUCUGAGGAUGAUGACGAGGGUGAGACCAAGGCUGUGAUCAGGACCGAGGAGGAGGACGAAGACGAGGAUGAAGAGGAAGAGGCAAAGCCCGCUGCAAAGAAACGCGGUCGUCCUGCCAAGACUGCUGCUGCUGCUGCAAAGAAGACUGGAGGGAAGAAACGCAAGGCUGCUGCCACUGCUGUCUCUGACAGCGAGGACGAGCAAGAGAUGAAGACUCUGGUCAAGAAAGUCAAGACUGAAGUUGUUGAGGAAGAAGCUGCUGUCGGCGCUGCUGCAGACGCUGAGACUCCUCCUGAAGCUGAAGUUCCCGCUGAUGCUGGAGACAAGGCCGACGCUGCUGUCGACAAUGCCCCCACCGCCGCCUCCGACAACGAAGAAGAAGAAGAAGACACCAAGCCCGCCCCCAAGAAACGCGGUCGUCCUGCAAAGGCCACUGCCAGACGCGGUCCCGCCAAGAAGGCUGCUGCAAACAAGACCGGACGCAAGGCCGCCACCGCCACUACUGCCGCUUCCGAUGAUGAAGAUGAAGAGGAAGGAAGCACUCUUGCCAAGAAGGUCAAGAACGAAGGUGCUGGAGAUGAGGAAGCUGGUGUCGACGCUGAUGAGGAGUAG
Messenger RNA from Aureobasidium namibiae CBS 147.97, 885 nucleotides. RefSeq lists its product as uncharacterized. Lineage: Eukaryota; Fungi; Ascomycota; Dothideomycetes; Dothideales; Saccotheciaceae. Bases 1 to 885 code for a protein of 294 amino acids. The transcript has 2 exons. The record is from RefSeq and is a predicted model, not a curated record. Gene Ontology annotation, molecular function: DNA binding.